This is a messenger RNA of Strongylus vulgaris, 735 nucleotides long. NCBI's taxonomy places the organism in Eukaryota, Metazoa, Nematoda, Chromadorea, Rhabditida, Strongylidae. The record is from the annotation of a GenBank genome assembly.
AUGGCAAGUCGAUUCGUGCCCUCCUUCACAUCUCCGAAUUCUGAUGUUGUGAAAACCUUCAUCGACAAAGUAGCCGCCGUGGAAAAGCUGCUGGUUCUCACCGGUGCUGGAAUGUCAACCGAAUCAGGUAUCCCAGACUAUCGAUCAGAGAAGAUUGGGCUAUAUGAGCGCUCAAAUCGCCGGCCUAUAACCAUCCAAGAGUUUCUGGCUACGGACUCUGCUAAGAAAAAAUAUUGGUCUCGUAAUUUUUUGGCUUGGCCUAAUUUCUCUCGUGCUAAAUGUAACGCCGCUCACCGAGCUGUAGCGUCCUGGGAGCGUUCGAGCAAGGCAUCUCUCCAGCCUAUCCUGGAAGAUCUAAACAAGGAAUGGAUGAAAGUAAACGUAGCUGGCGAAAUUGCCCCAGAUGGAGAUGUGGAAUUGGCAGACGGAGCGCAUGAGUCGUUUGUCCUUCCAUCGUGUCAAAAAUGCGGUGGAGUUUUGAAGACGGAUGUCGUGUUUUUUGGUGAUAAUAUUCCUCGUCAGGUUGCUGAUGAGUGUUGGGAGAAGCUCGAAGAAUGCACGGGAAUUCUUGUGCUGGGCUCCUCGCUGCAAGUCAUGUCUGGAUAUCGCUAUGCUUGGUACGCUAAACUUGAGGGAAAACCUGUGUAUAUAGUGAAUAUCGGGCCAACUCGAGCCGAUAAUUUUGCUGAUAUGAGAAUUAGCGCUCCAGUAACGGAAGUUGUUACUAAAAUGUGA